AUGCAAUUCCAGAGUCUCAUUAUUGGCUUCAGCCUUGGCUGUUUCCAGCUCGGUGUGAACGGCUUUCGAAGCAACAGUGAACGGGCGACAGGUCACGAAGUAGUUAAACUUCAUAAACGAACCAGACCUUCGACAUCCUACCACCGCAUUCCCAAGUACUCCAUGGAAACAGGGAUUAGUAUGCUGCCAGAAACCGGUGUUCUCUGUGGAACAGUUCAAUUCUCCAAGGGAGAAAUCUAUCAAAAGGGAGAUAUAGCCUGUACAGAAUAUACGCGUAUGCGAAAGAACCCUCUUGUUAAAUUUAAUUCAGUCGGAAAUGUUCAUCGAACACACAAUCGUUUCAAUUCGCAGAGGCAAAAAUUUUACAUAUACCCGCUGCUUCCAUUAGAGAGCGAUGAAAAUGGCAUUUACAAGCCUACGCCCUACGUAGUCAUCACUAAACAAUGUAGUGUGGUUGCCGUCUAUUUGCGCACAUUCUCAAAGCCCAAAGCUAUGAUAAUAAAGAAAUCAAAGUUUGACAUAUGCUGGGAGGGUCGCAAUAAUCCGGAAGGAUUUCUUGAAGAGCCUUCUUCUCCUACGCCAAGUGAUGGCUCCAGCGACUCAUCAGAAAAUCAGCAUUUAUAG
Blumeria graminis f. sp. triticale is the source of this 624-nucleotide messenger RNA. NCBI's taxonomy places the organism in Eukaryota, Fungi, Ascomycota, Leotiomycetes, Helotiales, Erysiphaceae. The record is from the annotation of a GenBank genome assembly.